Messenger RNA from Eimeria tenella, 132 nucleotides. RefSeq lists its product as uncharacterized. Bases 1 to 132 code for a protein of 43 amino acids. The transcript has a single exon. The record is from RefSeq and is a predicted model, not a curated record. NCBI's taxonomy places the organism in Eukaryota, Apicomplexa, Conoidasida, Eucoccidiorida, Eimeriidae.
AUGAUAUGUGCGGUAGCAGCAGGCCCUAAUGUCAUUCCAGUCUCGCCUGAGUGGGAAAACCAACUCCUCAACAGUGUGGAGGGAACUAAUACGAGCGAAAAGGACGCGGAAACGACUCAGAGUGAAAAGUAG